UCUGGCCCGCCACCGCGACAUCGAAGACAUCGAGUAAAUAUUUGUCUACGAUCGUCCAUUCGGCUGUUCCCGCAAACAUGGAACGGUCCGACUUGCAUUGCAUGAGAUCGGGGUCUGUGCGUUUGACUUGGGGGCAACGGUUGCAUGGUGCAUUCUGGCCUCGUCGCGGAUGACGACAGAGCCGGAAGUCAUGAUUUGUUCUUUGCACCGAUGAUUUUCAGGAGUUCAUGGGUUGGGGUGGGUUACGUUUGGGACCACGGUUGGAAUGGAAAUACAGGAGCCCCCGCGUGUCCCGGGAAUAAAUACCCUGCUUUGUUUUGUUGUUGUCGCUGCUGCUGUUACUGUUGCCAGUGGUUUCGUUUUUAUUCUUACGUGGCCAUGAUGUUGAGGUUCCUUGGUAGCUUCUUCCUACUACAUAGUCCAAGGCUGUCACUUGAACAAAGGUAGCUUCAUUUGUAUCUCUUGGAAUAUGAGAUUGUUUAUACUACUAGUACCAUGUUGAGUCUUUAACGCACAUACAUGACACAUAUAUAUACAAG
Aspergillus sclerotioniger CBS 115572 is the source of this 539-nucleotide messenger RNA. RefSeq lists its product as uncharacterized. The record is from RefSeq and is a predicted model, not a curated record. The transcript has a single exon. Bases 145 to 447 code for a protein of 100 amino acids. Lineage: Eukaryota; Fungi; Ascomycota; Eurotiomycetes; Eurotiales; Aspergillaceae.